CUGUUUACCAAAUUCAUCUCUUUCAUUGUUGGAAGUUUUAUAAGGUGACAAAUAAUGAAUUGAAGAUCAUUUCAGUAGUCGUGAGUGGUAGUAGUAGCAGCCGCAUAGUAGGUAUCUUCUUCAGCUUCUGUCAGUCUCCUUGAGGAAACCAAAACCUCUGUUGACGAGUGAGGAAAAGGAGGAUGGUAGGGUUUUUUGGUAGUUGUUAGUAGUUUUGUAGUGAUAGAGAGAUGAUGGUUGCGAAAAUGACUACAAAAAUCCUUUAUAACCCAAGGAAUUUGACAAUUACUACCUCCUGCUCACCAAAAACACCACCAACACCUUCCCACUCCAACAAUAAUCGGAGGCUCAUCUUCUGUUUAAACCUUUCAUUUCGCCGCCCAAAACUCUACUACCCUCCUCCUCCUCCUCCUCCUCCUCCUCAUAAUAAUAAUAUUAUUAAUAAUCGAUAUCCCCAACAGCCACGCCCUGUGCGAGCCUUCUCUCUCCCACAACACCACGACGACGACGACCAAUCACCCGACGAGGACGAUGACGAUGACGGCGCUCACAAAAGCUGCUCUUCUUCUACCCUCAAAGAUGAAGAAGAUGGAGAAGAUGGAGAUGCGAGAGAAGCAGUUUCCGAAAUUCUUCAAGAGUUUGGGGCUUCCAAGGAGGACUCGAUCCACAUUGCAAUGCGAUCUCCCAAAUAUUUGGCCAUGCUUGUUGAGAGCGUACGCGACUUGGAUGACCUCUCUCUCUGGAAUUCCUGGUCCAGGAGGAGAAGGAGGAAUGAUGAUGAAAAUAUAGGAAAGGAAAAGGAGGAGGAGGAGGAGGAGGAGGAGAAAAGUCUGUUGUCAUUAAAAGAGAAGGUGUAUUACAUGGGCAUGGAGAAAGGCGAUAAGGGGAUGCUUCCUUUCCUUGAGAGCCUUGGCAUGACUCUGCCUUCCGCAACUCACUUGGCCCGCUAUCUCUCUUCCCAGACUCUUCCCAACCUCAUUCACAAGGUUAAGUAUGUGAAGGAAAUGUUCUUUUCUAACAGUGACGAUAAAGGGCUUAUUGGAAAGAAUGCUCGCCGAAUGAUGAUGUACCUAUCAAUUUCUGUUGAUGAGGAUGUGCAACAAACCUUAUCAUUUUUUGAGAAGAUUGAAGCAAGGCGUGGAGGUUUGGACGUGUUGGGCUCCCAAGAUGCCUCUUUUCGAUACCUCAUUGAAUCAUUUCCACGUCUUCUUUUGCUAUCAUUGGAAUCUCAUAUGAAGCCAUUGGUGGAAUUCCUUGAAGAUAUUGGAGUGCCUAGAGGGUGCAUGAGAAAUAUUCUUCUACUGUUUCCACCCAUUUUUUUCUACGACAUCGAGAAGGAUAUUAAACCAAGGAUACAAGCUUUUCAGAAGGUAGAUGCAGGAAAUAAAGAUUUUGGCAGGAUGUUGCUGAAGUAUCCAUGGAUUCUUUCUACAGGCAUUCAAGAAAACUAUGAAGAAAUCCUUUCUUUUUUUGAUAUGGAGAAGGUACCAAAAGUUAGUAUUGAUCUUGCAAUCAAAAGCUGGCCUCUUCUUUUGGGUUGUUCAAUUGGCAAGCUGAACUUGAUGGUACAACAGUUUGGUGAAUUAGGUGUUAGAAACAAGAAAUUAGGUCAGGUCAUUGCCACAAGUCCUCAGCUGUUACUGCGGAAACCUCAGGAAUUUCUGCAGGUGGUGUCAUUUUUGAAAGAUUUGGGACUUGAUGAGGAAACAAUUGGUAGCGUACUUGGUCGCUGUCCUGAAAUCUUUGCUACAAGCAUUGAGAGAACUCUCAAUAAGAAACUUGAUUUCUUUAGUACUAUUGGUAUCUCUAAGAGCCAUCUUCCUCGGGUUAUCAGGAAAUAUCCAGAGCUUUUUGUAUGUGAUGUUGACAGAACCCUGCUUCCUCGCAUGACGUACUUAAUGAAGACGGGGCUGUCACAGAGGGAUGUUGCGUUUAUGGUCCGUAGGUUCUCACCAUUACUAGGCUAUAGUAUUGAAGAGGUUUUGAGACCAAAGUUAGAAUUCCUAGUGAACACCAUGGAAAAGCCUUUAAAGGAGGUGGUGGACUAUCCAAGGUAUUUCAGUUACUCACUGGAGAGGAAGAUCAAGCCCAGGUACUGGGUGCUGAAGGGAAGGAGCAUGGAAGAAUGUAGCUUGAAAGAUAUGUUGGGUAAGAAUGAUGAGGAAUUUGCAGCCGAGCUUAUGGGUGUUGGAAUUGUUUCCCCUCCCCCUAAUCUUCAAUGAAUGCUGUGUGUAUAUGAUAAAUGCUUCCUUUUGUAUGCAUAUUAUAGUGGCUCCUUUGUAAAAUAGUCGACAAUUUUUAACAUAUUUUUAAGUUCACAUCCUCAUGGUUAUAUAUACAGUUCUUGGCCCUAGUUUGGAUGUUGGAUUUCUGCAAGGAAGGCAAAUGAAAUUAUUUGUGCACAUCCAUAAGAA
Camellia sinensis is the source of this 2414-nucleotide messenger RNA. RefSeq names its product Mitochondrial transcription termination factor family protein. Gene Ontology annotation, biological process: regulation of DNA-templated transcription. Gene Ontology annotation, molecular function: double-stranded DNA binding. The record is from RefSeq and is a predicted model, not a curated record. Lineage: Eukaryota; Viridiplantae; Streptophyta; Magnoliopsida; Ericales; Theaceae.